This is a messenger RNA of Caenorhabditis angaria, 2792 nucleotides long. The record is from the annotation of a GenBank genome assembly. NCBI's taxonomy places the organism in Eukaryota, Metazoa, Nematoda, Chromadorea, Rhabditida, Rhabditidae.
AUGCGAAAAAGACGGGGAUUGCUCAUAUUAAUCACAUUUAUUCUAACUAUUUCCUUAACACCAAUUGGAUUUCUAUAUUUCAAGCUCUACGAGCAUCAAAAUCAGGUGAUUUAUGCUGAAAAUUGCAAUUUUCAUCUGAAAUUCUGAUUUUAAAGGAAAAUGAAAACUUCCCGCCAGCUGUGAAAUAUCGAAAAAAUUCGGAAAAUCUCAAGGAUUCAGAAGAAUGCGGUGAUUUUUCGAAAAUUGAGGAAUUUUCGGAUUUUUGGCCAAAAUGUUUGGAACGAUUUAGAGAAGUUAAGGAAACUUGGAAGUGAGUUUUAGGUCGAUUUUUGGGUGAAAAAAAAAGAGAAAUUUUGAUUUUACCCUGAUUUUCCACUGCAAAAUCAAAACUUUCAACCAAAAUAUCAAUUUUUCCAAUCUGAGCAAUGCUAAGAACAGUUUUCUCUAGCUGUCUGAUGCCUCUUAUAAAUCUGCAGUCUCUAACUAGACGGUUUUCAAGCAAAAGCCCCAAAAAAACGAAAACUUCGCCAGUUCUCCGAGAGAAGUACACACGCGCUGCGAGACCCAACACAAAACACCACCCCAUGUUCCUUGAAUUUAUUUUUUCAUUUUCAGAUCGAAUUCUUGUCUCUCAACGAAAAUCAAUAAUUCCACGUGUUCUAUCAGAAAAUACUUAUCGGAAGUCGAAAAUGCUUGUCCCCCAAAUCCCAAAGAUCCACAAGACAUUGCUCAUAUUAACACAAAUCUAGAGGUUCUUCUCAACAAAUUUGGCAAUGAUAAAAGCUACGAUUUUAUGAAGGUAAUUAAAUUAACUAAGGUAAUUAAGAAUUAAUUUUUGAUUUCUUAAAGAGUCGAGUAAUAAAUCUAUGGCCAGAAUGGGUGAAUUCGACGAAAAAUCGGAUUUUCAACGAGGAAAAGCAUAGAAAAAGGAGAAAAUUGAGGAUUUUCGUGUUUUUCGGGUUUUUGGCAAACGAAAAGACUGUGAAAAUGGCUGAUGGAAGUGGAAAAGGUGGACCAUUGGGUGAAAUGGUCCAAUGGGCCGAUUUGCUGGCAGCUAUGGUGAUUUUGGGACAUGACGUGUUUUUGGCGAAUGAUAAGAGGAGUUUGAUGAGGUAAAUAUGAGGAAUUCACUGAUUUUUGAUGGAAAAUAUAUUUUUCUAGUAGAUUUUGACCUGCUGAUCAUGAUCCCUUUGUCAAAAACUGCAAAUCUCAACUCCUAAUAUGAGUUAUGACGUGGCGAAAUUGAAAUUUUUCGAAAAAAUCGUUACUUUAGGAGCCUUGCAACCAACAAACUCCUAAAAUCCCAAAUUUUUCAAUUUCGCCACGUCAUAACUCAUAUUAGGAGUUGAAAUUUGCAUUUUUUGACAAAGGGAUCAUGAUCAGCGGGUCAAAAUCUACUAUUUCGAAAUUGAAAAAUGUGUCCGCACGCGCUCCACCGAAAUAAACACGCAACGCAGACCGCGUCGCGUCACAACACACAAAUAAGGGAACGAUUCAAAUUCCCUCCCUUUUUUGUGUGUGUUGUGGCGCGGCGCGGUCUGCGUUGCGUGCUUAUUUCGGUGGAGCGCGUGCUACCGAUGAGAAAACAACUGGACUUCGUCAGUCGCGUGCGGCUAUGCGGCGCGGUUGUUUUCCGACCGCGCCGCACAGCCGCACGCGACUGAAAAUCCCCCCAAAUUUCCAGCCAAAUCUCCUCACUGGGCUUACACCAUGCCUGCUCCACCUCCCCACCCGCCACCCUUCUCAAAACCCAUCUAAUCUUCACCGACAUAAUGGGCCGCAACAAAAUGUCCGCCAAAUUCCGCCAGGACAACGCGUGCCGCUUCCGCAUUCUCGACUCAUUCGGAACGCAUGCGGAAUUUGCCGUGCGUCGCGAUUUCAACGCGAAUUACGGCAAGUAUCAGGGGCCGAGGAUUAAGAAGAGGAAUCCGUGGGGCGGCCUGGAUUUGGACCUCGGACAACAUUGGACCUAUUAUCCACACACUCAUGAUAACACUUUUCUUGGAUUUGUGGUGUCGAGGGGGGCCUCCAGGAGGCCCCCCAAGGACUCCCUUCAGGCCCCUAGAAGGGGCCCAAAGGCCCUGGUCUAUGGAAAAGCCCAGAUGAUGUGGAAAGGGGCCGAAGGCCCGAUUAGUAUCCUCCAGCAAUAUUUCGAAGUUCACGCAACUGUCGCAGAUCUCGAAGACGCUCCAAUCUUCAAAAACAUCAGAAAUCACGGCCUUUUAGGCGCGCAGGGCAUUCAGAAGCUCUACGAGCAAGUUGAUGUGUUUUUCGGGCUCGGUUUUCCGUUGGAAGGUCCCGCGCCGCUAGAGGCAAUCGCGAAUGGCGCGAUUUUUGUGAACCCGCGAUUCGCCGACGCGAAAAAUCGCAAAAAUUGGGAAUUUUUGGGUGAUAAACCGACGUUGCGCAGGUUUUCGAGUCAAAAUCCGUAUGCGGAGCAGUUUAUUGGGGAGCCCCAUGUGAUUACGGUGGAUAUUUAUAAUGAGACGGAGCUCAGAGUGGGCCUGGAGAAGGCUUUGGGCCUGGGCCUGGGCCUGGGCUCUAGACAAGAAGGUUUUGUACCCUACGAAUUCACGGCGCAAGGAUUCUUGGAAAGAUUGGCGAUUCUACUGGAGAAUCAGGAUUUUUGUGUGGGACAAGUUGGAAGGCGGAAAUUUCCGCCGGCGGAAAGCUUGCGGAUUGCGCGCGCGGAAAGUGGGCAAAAUUGCGAGGAGGCUUGCCGCAUGAAUGGAUGGUUUUGUGAGAGAUCAAUGUUUGGGCUGGUGAAUCGAGAGGAGGUUUUGAGAAAGUGA